Molecule: messenger RNA, 2292 nt
Organism: Rubroshorea leprosula
Lineage: Eukaryota; Viridiplantae; Streptophyta; Magnoliopsida; Malvales; Dipterocarpaceae
Source: the annotation of a GenBank genome assembly
CCACAGCGAAGAGGGAGAGAGAGUGAGAAAUUUGCAGAAAUUGCUCCAGGACUCCCUGAGUUUUUCACACAUUUGCAUGUUCGUCUCUCUUUUACUCAAAUUUUCUUCAGUUGUCUCCUCGACAUCAAAUCGGGAGUGGCGGAAAUGAGCGGUUUAGGGUUUAAAUCCGUCGUGUAUCACGGCGACGUGUGGCUGGGGGAGCUGGACACUGUUCCUGUAUCGGAAGAGAACUUUCAGUUUCCGAAUAACGAGAUUCGAAUCCACCACAUAUCGCCGCUCAGUGAACGGUGCCAUCCUCUCUCCGUUCUGCAGACGAUUUCCUCGUUUUCGGUUCGCUGCAAGCUUGAAUCAUCUUCUCUUGUCGAACAGCCGAAUUUGAUUCAUCUCCACUCCUCUUGUUUCUAUGAAUUCAAGACGGCGGUGGUGCUGGUUGGGGAGGAAGAGAUUCACUUGGUGGCAAUGCCGAGUAAGCAGAAGAAAUUUCCAUGCUUUUGGUGCUAUUCGGCUCCGAUGGGUCUAUAUGUUUCCUGUUUAGGGAUGCUGAAUAUGCGUUGUCUUUCAAUUGUGUUUGAUCUUGAUGAGACUCUUAUUGUGGCCAACACCAUGAAGUCGUUUGAUGAUAAGAUUGAGGCUCUUAAGGUUUGGAUGACCCGUGAGAGUGAUCCAGUACGGAUUUUUGGGAUGUCUGCUGAAUUGAAAAGGUAUUCAGAAGAUCGAUGGCUGUUGAAGCAGUAUACUGAGAAUGAUUGCGUUGUGGAUGAUGGAAAGGUGUUUAAGGUUCAAAUGGAAGAGGUUCCUCCACCGUCCGAUGGUCAUGACAGAGUUGUUCGACCUGUGAUAAGGUUGCAGGAGAGGAAUAUUGUUCUUACUCGAAUCAGUCCUGAGAUUCGUGAUACCAGUGUGCUUGUGAGGUUAAGACCUGCAUGGGAAGAUUUGAGAACUUAUUUAACUGCAAAAGGGCGGAAACGUUUUGAAGUUUAUGUUUGUACCAUGGCUGAAAGGGACUAUGCCUUAGAAAUGUGGAGGCUUCUUGAUCCAGAGGCGCACCUGAUAGGUUCAAAGCAACUACUUGACCGAGUUGUUUGCGUCAAUUCAGGUGCUAGGAAGUCUUUGCUAAAUGUCUUCCGAGAUGGUACAUGCCAUCCAAAGAUGGCAAUGGUAAUUGAUGACCGUGCAAAGGUCUGGGAGGAUAAGGAUCAACCCCGAGUUCAUGUAGUUCCCCCAUUCCUUCCUUAUUAUGCUCCUCAGGCUGAGACAGCAAAUGCCGUUCCAGUCCUUUGUGUGGCAAGAAAUGUUGCAUGCAAUGUCAGGGGUUAUUUCUUUAAAGAGUUUGAUGAGAAUUUAUCACGAAAAAUUUCUGAAGUUUUUUAUGAAGAUGAAAUGGUAAACUUGCCUCAUGCCCCUGAUGUGAGCAACUACUUAAUGACUGAGGAUCUUGGUUUAGCAUCAAAUGGCAAUGGAAAUGCUCCUAUUGGUGAAGGAAUGAAUGGGGCUGAAGUGGAAAGGAGACUUAAUCAAUCAGAUGAGAAGCAUGCUUCUGAUUCUUCGUCUACUCAUGUAGCAAUCAGUGGCCCUGAGUUGAAAUCUGAAUUGUCUCAGCCACCUGUUUCCAUUUUCCCUGAUGGUGUUUGCCCAGCAUCUGCAACAGCAUUAUUGCCCUCCCAGAAACCUAUCUUGCUUGGAGCUCCUGUUAGAUGGGAUAGCGUCACCGGUGAUAGUGAUUAUGAGACGAAGAAAAGAGUCCCUAGCAUCAAGCCUCAUUUAGAUUUAAGGAAUCAAAGCACAGGUCAAGCCCCAUUUUCAUCUAGAGUACCAGCACAAUUGUCCUCAUCAUCAGUGCAGCCACAGGGGGACUCAUUAGUUGUAGAAGACUUCAAAAGAGUGCAUAUAACAGAAUCUGACUCCGCAAAAUCUGAUAAACUGCAACCCAUUCAGAAUCCAUUUUCUCCAAGUUCAGCAGCUUCUUCCACCAGUCUAAGCCCACAUGCAACCCAAGUGAAAGUUGAAGAGGUUUGUUAGAAAUUCCUUAAACCACCUCUUCCAGACUUGUGACUCUAAAAUUUUCUCUUGUAGCAGAUGCACCUUGGACAUGAUACACAAAAGCAAAAUCUUCCACAUGCGUGUCAGGUAUCAGGUAUGUAAAUCCUAUUAUUUAUUGAAGUACCUAAAAUUCUAAGUGAUUGGAAAUUUAGAACUGCAAUGUCUGGACCUAGAUCUUAUCCUUUUCCACCUCAUACACAUGAAUAUGUUGAGUUAUUCUUGCUGCUGAACAAAUGAAUUGGCUGAGUUAAU